Messenger RNA from Zea mays, 5948 nucleotides. RefSeq names its product RNA recognition water-stress protein 1. Gene Ontology annotation, molecular function: RNA binding. The record is from RefSeq and is a predicted model, not a curated record. NCBI's taxonomy places the organism in Eukaryota, Viridiplantae, Streptophyta, Magnoliopsida, Poales, Poaceae. Bases 485 to 2869 code for a protein of 794 amino acids. The transcript has 13 exons.
CAAAAUGACCGAGGCGAGGUUGACGCUAGUGUCACGUGGAAGUCUCUAGAGGCGACAAGAACGAGGGGCGUACGAGAGAGCAAGUGAGGAAGAUGGACCAAUGAUCUAUAAUUGAACGGCUACAAAGUUUUCUUAUGACAGAUGGACUAGGCGCCCAUUCUGUUCGUCUUUAAUAAGAAGGAAAUAUAUCUAACGAUUGUUUUUAUGGUAUAUAUCUAAAGUGAUUUUUAAUGAUAUAGACCUAAUUUUUCCUAUAAUUUAUGUCUUUAUAGACAUGGUGGUAAUUAUAGCAGCCACACAAUGUACGUAUGUACGACGGAGGGCUAGGCCACGCCAGAUCUCCAAGUCUCCGUGUCAGGUCACCGCAAUCCAAGCCACACAGCUUUCGCCUCCGGCGCUAGGGUUUCGCCUCCCUCCUUGUUCGGUCCGCGAGUGUACCAGGACCAGGUGAUUUCUUCCCCUUUGAUCUGCUGUGACGUGGGAGAUGCCGCCGAAGUCUAAGAGGGGUGGCGCUGCCGCCGCGAGGAAGGCGCCGGUGACGAGGGGCCGGAUGGGGAGGGCGCAGGCUGCGGCGGAAGCGGCGCCGGUUGUGGAGGAGAUGGAGGCGCCUGCUGAGGAGGUGAAGGCCGCCGAGGAGGUCCCGAAGGUGGUGGAGGCACCGAAGGUGGUGGAGGACUCGAAGGUGGUGGAGGAGCCGAAACCCUCGCCUCUGCUGCCGCAACAGCCGGUGGUGGUGGUGGAGAAAGACUCCGAUAUCGCAGCCAACGGUGCCAACCAGGGUGAAGAUGACAGAGCUGCAAAAGAAAUAUAUGAAGAAGAGGACAAAGGUGAACGGCUGGAGUUUGAGGAUGAACCAGAAUAUGAAGAGGAGGCUGCUGUAGACUAUGAUGAGAAAGAUUUGGAGCAGUAUGAAGAGCAAUAUGAGGAUGGUGAUGAAGAGGUGGAGUAUACUGAAGACGUGGUUGAAGUGGAGACAGAUAUGGUGGAUGAGGAACUUGAUGAAGGUGGUGAUGAUGUGGAGGGGGAGGGAUACGAAAAUGCUGACGAAGACCAUCAUGUGGAUGGAGAUGAUGAGGAGCAUAAUGAAAUGGUUAAAGAGCACCGUAAGCGGAAGGAGUUUGAAAUUUUUGUUGGUGGACUAGAUAAAGAUGCAACAGAAAAUGACCUUAUGAAGGUUUUUGGUGAAGUUGGUGAGAUCACUGAAGUUCGUCUGAUGAUGAACCCUGUCACAAAGAAGAAUAAAGGCUUUGCCUUCCUGCGAUAUGCAACUGUAGAGCAAGCAAGGCGUGCUGUUUCAGAGCUAAAGAAUCCACUGGUGCGGGGUAAACAAUGUGGCGUUGCUCCAAGUCAUGACAAUGAUACACUCUUUGUUGGCAAUAUCUGUAAAACAUGGACAAAAGAACAUUUGAAGGAUAAACUGAAGAGUUAUGGUGUCGAAAGUUUUGACGACUUACUACUUGCUGAGGACACUAACAAUCCUGGGAUGAAUCGUGGCUAUGCCUUGCUUGAGUUUUCUACUCGACCUGAGGCAAUGGAUGCUUUCAGGACAUUACAAAAGAGGGAUGUAGUAUUUGGAGUUGAUCGUAGCGCAAAGGUUUCCUUUGCUGAUUCCUACCCUCAAGUCGAUGAUGAAAUAAUGGCACAGGUCAGAACUGUAUUUCUUGAUGGCCUUCCUCCCUCAUGGGAUGAAGACCGUGUUAAGAAAUAUCUCAAAAAGUAUGGAGCUAUUGAGAAAGUCGAACUUGCACGAAACAUGCCAGCUGCCAAGAGAAAGGAUUUUGGGUUUGUUACAUUUGAUACACAUGAUAAUGCUGUUGCAUGUACUGAAGGGAUGAGUAACUCUGAGAUCGGUGAAGGUGAACACAAGGCAAAAGUAAGGGCUAGACUGUCGAGACCAUUGCAGAGACCACCUAGAAUGAAACAUGGAUUGAGAGGAAAUUUUAGAGUUGGGCAUGGUGCCCCGCGAGGUGGCCGUUUACCAUAUUCUCGUGCUCCUCCACCUCGCAGGCCUCCGCCACGUCUUAUUCGGCCUGCUGUUAGCCGCUUACCAUCCAUCAGGAGUCAUCCGUUGAAGCGGCCCAUAGAUAUUAGAGAUAGGCGUCCUGCUAUGUCAAUGCCAGAUAGAGCUAGGCGUUUCCCUCCAGAGAGAUCUUAUGACAGGAGGCCCCCAGCUCCAGUUUACCUGAAGAGAAGUCCAAGGAGAGAAUACGGGAGGCGUGAUGAACUUCCUCCUCCAAGGAGCAGAGCUACAACUGAUUACAUUACCAGAGUUCCGGUUGAUAGACGUCCCUCUUUGAGGGAUGAUUAUUCACCCCGGGGAUCAGGUUAUUCAGACCUCGGUCCUCGUAGUGCUCCCCGUCUUUCUGAUAGGCGAGCUUAUGCUGAUGAUAGUUAUGGGGAGAAGUUUGACCGGCCUUUAGUGGCCUAUAGGGAGGGUCGCGGCCGUGAUUAUGACACCAUUUCUGGAUCAAAGCGUCCGUAUGCAGAUAUGGAUGAUGUGCCUCGGUACCAAGAAAUCGGUGUCCGUCAGUCUAAGGCACGUUUAGACUACGACAUUGGUGGCAGCAGUGCUCGGUAUGGAGAUACAUAUAGUGAGAGGUCUGGACGACCACAUGCGGGAUAUAGUAGCAGCCGAUCUAUCCCUGUUCAUGAUUCAGCAUAUGGCAGCAGCCGUCAUGGAAUGAGUUAUGGAGGUUCUGCUAGCAGUGCUGAUGCUGGUGGUAUGUACCCACCGAGUUACAGUGGUAGCUAUGGGUCUCGUGGAUCUGAUGUUGGUGGGAGUUCAUAUUCUUCACUUUACUCGGGUCGCAAUUUGGGUACCAGCAGUGGUGGCUACUAUGGAGGUAGCGGUUCCAGUUCAUAUUACUAAGAUUUGGCAUCAUAGGACUUUGGUGUAGGCCCUGCAUUUUAUGGAGCUCCUCGAUUUAAGCCACACAGAUCUGUAAAAGAAGUGCCAAGCACCCAAGUGAGGCAAUGUUUUCCAAUAAGACAUUUCAACGAAGCCAGACCAUCGAUUUGGUUCGAGCAGUAGUUCUGAGGACGUUCUGGCUUGUUUAUGUAAUGUAAGGAUUUGCUUUAUCUGGUCAAGAGUUCUGAACAUAACAACCAGAUAUGGUGUUUUAAGUGUUUCGACAUGUUUACUUCCAGUGUUUCUAUAACAUUAUUGAGACAGAUAUGGAGUGUACUUUGAGGUAGUUUCUGCAAUUCAAGUUAUUUGGGGAUUACAUCUUGUGAUGUGCCGGCAAAGGCCAGGCUUACAAAAGAAGUUUUGGAAUGAGUGCUUCUUGUAAGGCUGUUAGUUUCUGAAACCCUCCCUUCCCUUCUGUCUUCUAGAGGAUCAAUAAUCACCAAGACAGAAUGUUGAUUGGUCAGACUUAAAUUCUGGACUUCUAUGUUGCAUUCCGGGUACAAAUGGUUUAAUGGGUUGCCAAAUUUUGAGAGAAACUGCUUGUGUCAAAAAAUUUCCCAAGCAGUUACUUUGGUUUCUCCAAAGUUUAAGAUAACAGAACUUGAAGCAAAAGGACAUUUGAAACAUUGAGUAUAGCCUUGCAAUACUAUGACUAUAUAGAGCACAAGGCAUCAUGUAAAUCUAACAAGCAGUGCCAGUAUUUUACAGAAGGGUAGGCCUAGUGCAGUGGUGAGAGGCUGAGAGCUGACUCACUGAGUUACCAGGUUGCGGGUUUGAAACAGCCUCUCCGCAUUUGCAGGGGAAGGCUUGCCUUGGCUCAUCCUUUUUCUAGACCCCAUUCAAGUUCGGUUUAUCCUUUCCCCAGGCCCCACUCAUGUGCGAGCCUUCGACACUGGGUCUGGCCUUUAGUGCUAGUAUUGAACACCACCCUGGUUUGAUACUUUGAUCACCCACUAUUUACGAUUUUUUUGGAGUGUUUUGUGGAGUAUGGAUUACUAACAAUUUUGAGCUUAAUGGGCAUUGGAUGAUUGCAAGCUUUCAAGAAUCUUGCUGGAGGUGUAACACACUAACUGAUCAAGCUACAGAAAAAAGUAUGAUUUGUCUGACACCAUUAACUUCUAACCAUAAUUUCACAACAUAGUUUGGGACCAAACCUUUAGCUCAAUAUUGUCACACUUAGCCACUUAGGCUUUAAAGCCACCAUAUGUGUGAUAUAUCUUAUCAGUCUAGUAUAUGAUACCAUGCUUGUUUGUGUGGAUAAUUUUUACUAAAUGAUAACUUGGCCAAGAAUUUACCUUUAUAUAAAAAAAAACUCGGCCGGGGAGGGAAAAGACCACCCUCCCGGUAUUCCAUAUAAGAAGAGACCGAAACAAUGGUCCCGGCCGAGAAAAUCCCCGAACCCUGGCCCCUCAUCACUAACGGGCCGACGUCAACUGUCCACUCUGCAACGGCCCAACCGGAGGGUGGCGCACAAGACAUCGUAUCCCGAGAGCGGAUGGGGCACAGCGAGGGGUUUUUUUUUUAACCAAGCCUGAAAAUUCGCUCCCGAUAGGAAUCGAGCCCAGGACUUGGAGUUGCUACUCGGAAGUCCUCAACCUCUAGGCUAGAGGCCCUUUCGCAAUUUACCUUUAUAUAAGUUGAAGAAACAGGGUGUGCUGUGUUGCUGUGGUUUGACAGUGACUAAUUCUGUAUGGUGACCUGCAAAGUAGCUGAAAGAUGACUAGUAAUAUCAAUGCCCAGCUAUGCAGGCCGCAGAGAGCUUAAAUGCAAGCUUAACUUAUAACUGCUGGUGUCAUCUUUUGAGUUUUAGCAAGGAAAACUCAUGCACUAACUUUGGAUUUACUUGAGCUAGGGAUAAUAACACUAUUGGAUCCUGAGUUCAGACUGAGAGACAGUUUUGUCCUUGAAAUUGUUUUUUGGAGAUAACCUAGUGAUGCCACUGAGUAGGAUGAAGGAUCAAUAUGUAGUUUCAUGAAGAGAGGCUGCUCUGAGAUGUCUUGCAGUAUGCAGAAACACAUUUUGUGUGCUUAUUAAUGUACUUGAGGGCCAUUAUUUGUUACUUAUGUGUUAUAAUAAUUAUUGGAGUAGGACUUCAUGAGGGAAAUUGAUGAUGGUAUUAGAUCUAGUAGAACUGUUGAUUGCCAAUUGUGCACAGAAGUAAUGCUAUAUGCAAUGACACCAAUGAGUUUGGUUACUGGGAGCCAGUAUAUGUGGGAAUCAGCACCUGGUGGUGCCCAUUUGAAAAAACAAGUUGAAGGGGAUUAUUUUUCUUUUGCGUGGCAACGAUGAUAGAUCUGAAAGCAGAAAUAAUUUCUUGAAAAACAGUAGCCAUAGAAUUAAGUACAAGAAUGCUCUAUUCAAAUUCUGAGUUGAAGGCUGUUGAAUUUUUCUCCCCAGUUGCUGGAGCAAACUCAAGGAUCUAGCACAUUUAAGUUUAACUAUCUAGUCAAGUAUUCAACAUAAAGAUACUUCAGAAUCACAGUAAGCUGACAAAUACAUCUUGUUUCGGAACUGUAAGGCUGCACCAUUAGUCCAUAUCAAUGUGAUCAUCAUUAGUGCAUGAUUUCCAUUUUUUGGUCUUUUAUUCAUAUGUUUUUAGUAAUGUUAUUAUCAAAGCAGUCGUUGAUCCUUACCUUUUGUAUCCUCCCUAACAUGAUAGCGUUGCUGUUUUGAUGCUGUUACUUGGUUUUCAUGCUAACAUGGCUUCAAUACUAUCGUUGUUUUUGAGCACUUUGAGAAUUGUAGCCACCAGCAUGCCUCUCCAAAGACGUGCAUGGAGAUUCAAACCGGUAUCUUGCUUGCUGUCAAAAGCAACCAGAUUUGUGAACUCGUCAUGUGUGAAUUGUGAUGUUGUAUUGCUCUCUAGUUUACCAAUUUGAGCUUGUAAAGAACACUGUAGGGAUGAAAGGAACCAAAUGUACAAAAACAGAGUAUGCUGACGUUUGUCACGCGCGUCUGAAUCUGUUCCCCGUUUGAGCUUGUAAAGCACACUGCAGGCGUGGAAGUGCUUAUAUGGAAUAUCAUAUGGAGACGUUAGUCA